GAGCCUUAUCUUCUCUCGUCUUCUGCACGACACUCCUUUCUCUCGCCGGAACACACUAGUACUCCCAUCGAAUAUAGAAAGCAUGAGCAGGAGCAGCGUGCCGGAACAAACUCCCAUCCAGACAAACAGAUGGUCUCUCGCCGGGUCGACUGCUCUGGUCACCGGAGGCUCCAAGGGAAUCGGGUAUGCGAUCGUCGAGGAGCUCGCCAGACUUGGAUCGGCAGUGCACGCUUGCGCCCGCAGCGAAGCAGAUCUGGAGAAGUGCCUGCAACAAUGGCGCGAUUCCAAGCUCAACGUCACCGGAUCUGUCUGCGACGUUUCGUCCCCGAGCGAGAGAGAGAAGCUCAUGGCGACGGUGAAGUCCCAAUUCGACGGGAAGCUCAACAUUCUGGUUAACAAUGCAGGGACGGCAGUCUACAAACCGACGGUGGAGCAAACAAUGGAGGAUUUCAAGCUCUUGAUCAGCACAAACCUGGAAUCGGCGUUCCACUUGAGCCAACUCGCUUACCCUCUUCUUAAGGCUUGUGGAGGUGGGAGUAUUGUGUUCAUCACCUCCAUCUCUGGCUUAAUUGCCCAAGAUAAUCUCUCUGUGUAUGCAUCAACCAAAGGAGCAAUGAAUCAACUGGCGAGAAAUCUUGCAUGUGAAUGGGCCAAAGAUAACAUUAGAACAAACAGUGUAGCUCCAGGGUACAUAAAAACGCCACUCACUGAGCUUUUGCUGGAAGAUGAGGAAUUUGUGGCAAGGGAAAAUCAUCGCGUGCCUCUUGGGCGUUGGGGGGAGCCGGAGGAUGUGGCCGGCGUCGUGGCAUUCCUUUGCCUCCCUCCUUCUUGCUACGUGAAUGGUCAGGUUAUCGUCGUCGACGGAGGUAGAAUUAUCAACGGAAAUCACUAAGUAGCUACGGAGAUAUCUUUGAAUAAGGUGGGUGUAGUUGAACUCUUCAUUUAAGUUCUUGUACGGGGAAUUAUAGUCCCUGCCCAGUUGGUUAGAUGGCAGACUUGGUAUAAUGGGUAAGUGUUCAAUUUCCGAUAGAUAUAUAUUCUCGGAUAGAAAAUCCUUUCAACUUGACAGUUAGUUGUAAGUGUGAUUUACUUUAUAUAAUUUGAGGACAGAUGAUGAAAAACGUGUGUGAUGAAUGUAAUUAUCUAUUUUAUGACAAUUGCAUGUAGAAUAAAUAUCCAGAGCCUUAUUCACUGUAA
Zingiber officinale is the source of this 1197-nucleotide messenger RNA. Its product is annotated as noroxomaritidine/norcraugsodine reductase-like. The record is from RefSeq and is a predicted model, not a curated record. The coding region runs from base 83 to 892 and encodes 269 amino acids. NCBI's taxonomy places the organism in Eukaryota, Viridiplantae, Streptophyta, Magnoliopsida, Zingiberales, Zingiberaceae. The transcript has 5 exons. Gene Ontology annotation, molecular function: oxidoreductase activity.